AUGGCCCCUCAAAGUGUAAGGCGUCGCCUGACGACAGAACAACUAGGUAGAUUUAUUGGAAUGCUUGACGCUGGUUAUUCACAACGUGAUGUUGCAAAUGCGCUAAACGUCAGCCAGAGCUUUGUAAACAGAGCCUGGAACCGACGGCAAACUUUUGGUACAGCAGCACACCGACAUGGGGGUGGUCGUCAGAGAUCAACAACUCAACGCCAAAACCAUUUUGUGGCUCUUCAGGCACGACGCCACCCCUUCUGGGCAGCAACCAGCCUGCGUAACGACCUCCUGAACGCCUUGGGGGUAAAUGUCGCGACUCAGACGAGACGUAAUCGGCUUAACAUUGUAGGUCUCAAUUCGAGAAGGGCAUGUGUUCGAAUCCCUCUGACUGUGCGACACCGGUGGGAGAGAUUGAACUGGGCUGAAGACCAUGUCACUUGGACACAGAACGAUUGGGUUCCAGUUCUGUUCACCGAUGAGUCCAGGUAUUGUUUGGACUUUACAGAAAGGAGGCAACGAGUGUGGCGACGACGACGUGAACGUUUUCAUGAUACCCACAUCAGUGAACAUGACCGUUAUCAAGCCAUCAUUGAUGCAAGGGGAGGCCAUACUCGGUAUUGA
Molecule: messenger RNA, 615 nt
Organism: Saccostrea cuccullata (small rock oyster)
Lineage: Eukaryota; Metazoa; Mollusca; Bivalvia; Ostreida; Ostreidae
Exons: 1
Coding region: 1-615 (204 amino acids)
Biological process (GO): DNA integration; DNA transposition
Molecular function (GO): DNA binding
Source: RefSeq, a predicted model, not a curated record